AUGAAGGCGUACAACAGAAGAUGGUUCAUUCUAGCGGCCCUGCUGGCUCUUGCGGGAAUCGCUUGUAUCUGCACAUGUUUGGGCUACGAAGAGGUCUACAAAAUGGACAUCAAGAGAGGAAAUAGCUCAGAUGAUAUUGGAACGAGAACGAUUGGUCUUAUGAGCGGAUCAGAUAAAUACAGACAAAAAACCUGGAUCCACUGGCCCAUCAAAUGUGACCUGAGCAUGUGCACCGAAAGUGACCCAGAUGCUCUCUAUCCGAUGCUCUGCUCUUGUACUGGAAAUACUAGUAUCGAUUUUAUCAUCAACUCGAGUCUUUGGUGGGCCAAUCUUUCCAUGAUUAUUUUGGGGUUAGUCUGUGCGGUGUACGCAUUUGUCGUUUCGGCGUACAAUGCUGCGACAAAGCCUACUGUUGAAUAUCUAAGUACUCGGGCUGUGGCAGGAUCGUUCACCGCUGCCAUUAUCUUCGAAGUCACCGCUAUGGCCCUCACUUUGACACUGUAUUUUACCGCUAUUCAAUACGAAGAUCCUUCCUAUGAAAGCACCUGUAUCUUGCCCGAAUUUGGCGGAAUUUCAUCAUUCUGGGCAAGUUUUGCUCAGGGAUACGUCUGCGAGAAUGAACAACUGGGCCUGUCGUUUUACAUGAUUGUCAUUUCUAUCGCCUUGUUCUUGAUCUCACUUUGGUGCAGUUUCAUGGCUCAAAGAGGAUUCCAAAGCCUCGAUCACGAGGCAGAAUUUGUCGCUGAAACUGGCGAUAAAAAAGAAGACAUCAUGAUGUUCUAG
Oikopleura dioica is the source of this 783-nucleotide messenger RNA. Lineage: Eukaryota; Metazoa; Chordata; Appendicularia; Copelata; Oikopleuridae. The record is from the annotation of a GenBank genome assembly.